CUGUUCUCACCUGGUAGUAUCAAUGACAAAGGGUAGUUAUUGCGUAGUGGAAUGAAUACAGACACAGUUAACCUAUUUAGCAAAAUUAAAUUAAAAUUUUCGUACUUUUCAUUAUAUUACGAUGGCUGAAAUAUCUGAGGUGCAAAGUAAAGAUAUUGGACAAGCAGUAAUAACAGAACAAGAACGUGAAUUAGCCCAAAAUGCAUUAUUCGAAUUUCAGAAAGGUUCAUAUACAUCUUGCUUAAAUUAUUUGAAUAAAUUGGAAACUCUCAGGCCAAAGGAUCUUAAAGUAAUGCAUAAUAAAGUUGUAGUAGAAUAUUAUAAAAGUGAUUUGAAAAAGACAGAAUUGAUGAGAAAAAGUUUGAAUGCAAUAUGUGGACAAAUGUCUACGACAGAUUUGGGUGAUGCUAUAGAUGAUGUUGAAAAAUGUGUAAUGAGAUAUAAUCAAGCAGUUUUGUUAUAUCAUACGGGACAGUAUACUGCAGCAUUACAAAUAAUGAAUAGAUUAUUUGCUUAUAUUGAACCAAUGGAAGAAAAUUUGGCACAUAAAGUUUGUUUACUUUUAAUUGAAUUACAUAUAAUAACUGAACAACCUGAUGCAGCAUUAUCGCUAAUAAAUUAUAUAGAAAGUCAAUUCAUUUCAAUGGAUAAUUCUAAGAUUGCAUCAGUAGAUAAAGAUGGUGUAAUGAAAGUUGUAAAAGAACAGAAAGAACAGAAGAAAGAUAAUAAUGAUACAGUUACAGAUUUAUUUAAAAUGAAAUUAUUAAAAUGCAAAGCUAGAAUAUACCUUUUAACACACCAAUUAAAAUUAUGUAAACGAGAAUGGAAGACAUUAGUUUCUUUAGGAACUCCAAUAAAUAUAUCAACAUUAUGUUUGAAAGCAAAUUUGGAAUACUUAAAAGGAAAUUAUAAAAAGGCUAUUAAGCUUUUAAAUUCACUCACAACAGAUAAUUUAGAUUUCAAAUCUUGUGGAAAAUUUUCUGCAGUCUUAUAUUAUAAUAAUAUGGCAUGUAUACAUCUUGCCAUGGGUAAACCAAAUUUAGCAUGUUUUUAUUUACAAAAGGCUUUACAAGAAAAUAAAAAUGCUGUAGAAAGUGUGCAAAUAAAAGAUACUGAUCCUUUAUCUUCACAACCAUUGUAUACACUUGGUGGAAAUAAACAUUAUGAAUUAAUGUACAGUCUGGGUAUAUCAUAUUUACAUGCUGGUCAAGCAUCAAAAGCUUUUGACUGUUUUACUGAGGCUGCACAGAGAUUACAUAAUAGUCCUAAACUCUGGUUAAGGAUGGCUGAAUGUUGUAUUUAUUGUCAUAAACCAACGAAUGAGGUUGAUUUUAAUAUACCUAAACGGCGUAAAGAUUUAGUUCAGAAAGUAAUAGGUUCUGGAAUGCAUAGAAAGAUAGUCUUAACAUCAUCACUUUCAAAAGAUACAAAAUAUCAUACAGAAGGUUUAUCUUAUGCCAUACCACAGCCUACUUUAGAAUUUGCAUUAUUAUGUUUGAAGAAUGCUUUAUUUUUAUUACCUAAUAAUAGCGAAUUAAAUUUAUCUAUGACAACAAUUACAAAUCCUCAAACUGUUUCAUUAGCAUUGACACCUGGACAUAAUUUGAAUAAUCAGAACUCCACCUUGAUAUCUCAAGCAAUGACUAUAGAGGCAUUGAAUUUAAAGAUCAAUGUCUUGGCUGCAAGUGCAUAUGUAUCUUUAUGUCUUGGAGAUUAUAUUGUUGCAUUAGAACAUGCUAAAGCAUUAUUAAAUCUCAAUAAAGUGCCUGGAGCAUAUAGAAUGCUUGGUAAUUUGUAUGCUGCUGAAAGUUUGAUUUUCAUGGAUAAAAUUAAUGAAGCAAUCGAGUAUUUGAAGCCAGAAAAUAUACAAGAUUUAAAUACUUUUGUUUCUAUUCCUGAAAUUCAGGAUAAGGAUAAAGAAAAAAUUGAAGAAGUAGUUUUGAAGCCUAUGAAAGCAUGGUAUCCAACAACUGUUCCUACAGGUGUUGCGGUUCUUCGUUAUAACUUAGCAGUUGCUUAUGCUAUACGUGGUGAACUUGAUAAAUCUGGUGAAACAUUAAAACAGGUAUGGUUGUCAAAAGGUGCAGACUGUGAUGUACCUAUACAUGUAAUAAUGUUAGCAUUAUAUAUAGAAUUACAACUUGGUCAUGCAGAUAUUUCGAAAUCGAUAAUAAAACAACAUUGUCCUCAGUAUCGUUAGUCAUUUUUUUAUUUGUACUUUAUAUAAUGUCAUUUGUAAUCAUCCCUGUAUUAUGCGUAUCAAUAUGUAUAUAGAAAUGGAAAAUAUGAUUACAUUUUAUUGUACAUAUGCGAUAAUUGCAAUUUUUGGAUCUAUGUUAAAGGAUAAACAUAAAGAAAGUAAUCAAGAUUCCAAUUAUUCAGAUAUAUAUAGAUGUGUAUAUAUAUGGGCAUUUAUAUACAGUUAUGUACUUUUGUAAAAAUAAUUCUUAGAUUAAUAUUUGGUUGAACAUAUUUAUUAGUUCAGCUUUCAACAAAUGCUUCGGCUUUCUAUUUAAUGUAAUUACAAAAAUUUGUUAUACUUGGUAUAAUUAAAAG
This is a messenger RNA of Vespa mandarinia (Asian giant hornet), 2556 nucleotides long. RefSeq names its product CCR4-NOT transcription complex subunit 10 (gene Not10). NCBI's taxonomy places the organism in Eukaryota, Metazoa, Arthropoda, Insecta, Hymenoptera, Vespidae. Gene Ontology annotation, molecular function: protein binding. Gene Ontology annotation, cellular component: CCR4-NOT complex. The record is from RefSeq and is a predicted model, not a curated record. Gene Ontology annotation, biological process: negative regulation of translation; mRNA catabolic process.